AGAAAAAAAACCAUGCGUGAGGUAAUCUCCAUUCACGUUGGACAGGCGGGAGUUCAAAUUGGAAAUGCUUGCUGGGAACUAUACUGUCUCGAGCACGGAAUUCAACCCGAUGGAACUAUGCCUUCUGAGCAACAAAAUGAGGGUGGAUCCUUCACCACGUUCUUCUCAGAUACUGGAAAUGGACGCUAUGUUCCGAGAUCUAUUUUUGUGGAUCUUGAGCCAACAGUCGUCGACGAGAUCCGCACUGGAAACUACAAGAAGCUGUUCCAUCCAGAACAAAUGAUCACUGGGAAGGAAGACGCUGCUAAUAACUAUGCUCGUGGUCACUACACCGUUGGCAAGGAGCUCAUCGACACUACUCUUGACAGAAUCCGUCGUCUCGCCGACAACUGUAGUGGUCUUCAAGGAUUCUUUGUCUUCCACUCCUUCGGUGGAGGUACUGGAUCCGGAUUCACCUCACUGCUGAUGGAACGUUUGUCGGUUGACUACGGAAAGAAGUCGAAACUAGAGUUUUCAAUCUAUCCAGCUCCACAAGUUUCCACUGCAGUCGUUGAGCCAUACAACUCGAUCCUUACUACUCAUACUACUUUGGAGCACUCCGAUUGUGCAUUCAUGGUUGAUAACGAGGCGAUCUACGACAUUUGCAAGCGAAAUUUGGAUGUUGACCGACCGAGUUACACCAAUCUCAACAGAAUUAUCUCUCAGGUUGUGUCUUCAAUCACCGCUUCACUCAGAUUUGACGGAGCUCUCAACGUGGAUCUCAACGAGUUCCAGACCAACUUGGUGCCAUACCCAAGAAUUCAUUUCCCAUUGGCCUCUUACACUCCAUUGAUCUCUGCCGAGAAGGCAUAUCACGAGGCUCUGUCUGUCAAUGACAUCACCAAUAGCUGCUUCGAACCAGCAAAUCAGAUGGUCAAAUGUGAUCCACGCAACGGAAAGUACAUGGCUGUCUGUCUUCUGUACCGCGGAGAUGUUGUGCCGAAGGAUGUGAACACUGCAAUUACUGCCAUCAAAACCAAGAGAUCAGUUCAAUUUGUGGAUUGGUGCCCAACUGGGUUCAAGGUUGGAAUCAACUACCAACCACCAACUGUGGUUCCAGGAGGUGAUCUUGCCAAGGUGCCACGCGCCGUGUGCAUGCUCUCCAACACUACGGCUAUCGCCGAGGCCUGGUCCCGCCUGGACUACAAGUUUGACUUGAUGUACGCCAAGCGCGCCUUUGUUCACUGGUACGUCGGAGAAGGAAUGGAAGAGGGAGAGUUCACUGAGGCUCGUGAAGACUUGGCAGCUCUCGAGAAGGACUACGAAGAGGUCGGAGCUGAUUCCAACGAGGGAUUGGAAGAAGACGGAGAAGAGUAUUGAAAUGUUCACUGUUAAAUACUUAUGUAUCAUAAAGUGUUUAAAUUAUUAA
Molecule: messenger RNA, 1408 nt
Organism: Caenorhabditis elegans
Lineage: Eukaryota; Metazoa; Nematoda; Chromadorea; Rhabditida; Rhabditidae
Gene: tba-4
Product: Tubulin alpha chain
Biological process (GO): microtubule-based process
Cellular component (GO): microtubule
Molecular function (GO): GTP binding; structural constituent of cytoskeleton
Source: RefSeq, marked reviewed